Messenger RNA from Symbiodinium pilosum, 256 nucleotides. Lineage: Eukaryota; Dinophyceae; Suessiales; Symbiodiniaceae. The record is from the annotation of a GenBank genome assembly.
AUGAGCUUCAUCGGAAUAUUCAUCACCGCGUUUGGCAACGAGCAGCAGACGCCAACCUCCAUUGCCAUUGCGGAGACGCUUCUCGACUGGAUUUCGUCCGUGGGCUUUGUGUCUUUCCCUGAUCGGGACCUGGAUCGGCUGGAGAUUGGCGGCACUCUCAGUUGGGGUCCUCCCUUCGACGUGAACUACAACCAGGAUUACGUCGUGUACAUGGCAACCAGCGCCACUGGCGGCGGAAGAUCUGCAACUGCCUUCG